GUCUUUUGUCUUGUCAGUCUAGGAUAAGAUUAAUUAUUCAAAUAAGUCGGGCAAUCCCCUUUAUUGUUAUACAUUUGGCAAAACAUUGUGUUAAUGUCAAUGAAUAUUUAACUGGUACGGGUAUACCUGAUUAAUGUAAUUAGGAUUUACAUUUCAAUGAAAUUAAUGAAACCCUCCAUCCAAGAAAAAUAAUGAAUUUACCACUUGAAAAAGGCACUGGUACAUUUGUACUUUUUUUGGUUCUGUUAUUCGUUACUGUUUCUGAAUGCAAAAGCAAGAAGACUCCUCGCAUCGCAAUUAUCGGGGGAGGAAUAGGUGGAACCGUUUGUGCCUAUGAGCUUUCAAAACUUGCUACAAAAAGUGGACAUGACAUCAGUUUGGAUUUGUAUGAAGAGGCAGAGAUUGGCGGAAGGUUAGCUACGACAAACAUAGAUGGACAUGAAUUCGAGACUGGUGGAUCAAUAAUUCAUGUUGAAAACAAGCACAUGGCAAACUAUGUAGAAUCAAAUGGGCUUAAGUGGAAAUCAGUACCAGCUGGUCAUAGCACUAAGGAUGACUUUGGGUUCUAUGACGGAAAAGAAUUUGUAUUUGUCUCAAGUGAAUCAAAUAUGUGGAAUAUAAUUGACUUGAUAUGGAGAUAUGGCUUUGACAUAGUUCGGUUUGUCAUGUCUGGAGAUGUGAAAACUAUGAUGUCUCACUUCAAAAGAAUUUAUGAAGCUCAAGAUAAGCAUAUUGCAUUUAACAAUGUGCAUAGCCUGUUGUCAUACAUGAAUAAGGACUUUCCUCAUCUCAUGAAAGUAGAACUGAAAGAGUACCUAAAAUCAAAGGGCUUCAGUGAUCACUUUAUUGAUGAAUUUAUAUACGUUGCUAUCAAUGUUAAUUACAACCAGAAUACCAACAUUCCUGUGUUUGUAGGGUCCGUGUCUAUGGCAGGAGCUGAAAGUGGAAGUCUCAGAAGUGUUGAGGGUGGAAACAAACGUGUACCAGAAACUCUCCUCGCUUUAUCAGACGCUAAGCUUAUUAAAGCCAGAGUGGAGUCCAUCACUUUAAGGCCUGACUCUACGUUUGCUUUGGCUGUAGACAACGCUUCCCACAUCUAUGAUUACGUCGUAGUUGCCUGCCCUCUAAUAGAAAGUUCUGAAAAAAAUUUAAAAUUUGAAAGCUUUCCAGAUCUAAACAUCCCACAUAUCAAAUACCAGCAGACAGUAGCCACUCUGGUCCAUGGUGAAUUGAACCAUACAUUUUUCCAUGUUGGUUCCCCUGAAAAAAUGCCCAAUCAGAUAUUUUCAGUGAAUAAUGCAUUAUUUUACAAUUCUAUUAGUGCUCUUACUCCUGUGGUUUUUGACCCUAAAUAUGAUAAUAAGGUUUUCAAAGUCUUUUCAAAGAAUGUUCUUACGGAUGAACAACUUGAUCUUUUAUUUGCUACUCGCAAUGGUUUUACAUCUAUCCCCUGGUUGGCAUAUCCUUUGUACGACACUCAAGACCGAAACUUAUCAUUUGUGCUUCACAAUAAUUUAUUUUACACAAAUCCCAUAGAAUGGGCUGCCAGUGCGAUGGAAAUGAGUGCUAUAUCUGGAGUAAAUGCCGCGUUACAUAUCAGUGAAAGACUGAAAAGAUGAGUUUUUAAAAGAUUGAACUUUUGAACUUCACAGGGAUUAUUCAUUAUGAUUUAACCUUGCAUAUUUUAUAAUGUUUUCUAUUUAUCUUUGAUUUAAACACUCAGUCUAUGGCGAUGUUUCUUGGUCAGAAAGACAACACCUAAGACCAAUGGGCCAUUGAUUAGAGCUUACUGUCCACUGCACAAACAACCCCAGUUAGGCCUACCUUGGCCUCCCAGACGUACACAAUGACACGACAGAGUUGCAAUUUGGUUUCUUAACUACAGGGCCAAUGUUUCUGUAAAAAGUUUAUUUACUGGAUUGUAAAAAUUGACACACUAAUAUGUAACAAUUAUUACAUUAGUAUUUAACAAUGUAACAAUUAUUUUUAUGGGUUGCCUAAUUGCAGUACCGCGGUUACAAAUGGGCCCCGGUGGGCCCGAGCCCAGGGGCGCAGGAGUUUUUGUUUUGUUGGGGGAGCAAGCAACAGACGCUAUUUGGAAAAUAUCUCUGGAAUAGCACGACAGUAGAAUCCUCCUCACUUCUGUUCCCACUCAUGACUCAUCACUGCCAUUGUUUGCAUAUUAUCAUUGACUUAAUCCUUUGUCUUUAUUUGUAAGCUAUUAAUUUUUAUGUAAUUUUUUCAUUACUCAUUUAUGUCAGUUGCUUUAGUCAAAUCUGUAGAAGAAACAUAUUAUCAAUUGGUUAGCAAAUAAAGAUUUCUAGCCGAGAACAUUUAGGACGGAUAAAUUAUUAUCUUUUUAAAUCAACUCACAUUUCACGGUUUACUUAACAGUUUUAAUUUGUCAAAAUCUCAAUUAACCUGAUACCGGAAGAUACUGCGGUGUUUUUGCUUAUGAUUUUAUUUACGUUUGACAAAUGCUAUUUUACGUUGUAAUUUAACAGCCUUUUUCUGUGAAAUGAGCAAAAAACCAAGUGGCAGUGAGUUUAGAGAGAGGGGGGUAAAAAAAUUUUGGACAGUAAGAAAGUUUUACAAAAAGUUCCUAAAAUAAGUAGUUUUCACAGUCAUUAAAAUCAGUUAGACCUAAUGAUUAUGUGUACAGAAAGUUAUAUAACCCUACAAAUGAACUCUGAAGAUAUCAUUAACGAGUUUGCCAAAAAAUUUAGGGAAAACCAGUUUUUUUAAGGUGUUGACUGUUUAGAGUUUUUAAAUGAUUGCAAUUAAAUCUUAAUAAGUUAAAACAAUUUUUUAAAUUGAAACUUUUGUACAACUAAGCCCAUUUUACUUUUAAGAUCCCAUUUUUGGAUAUAUAAGUGUGCAUGUAAGUAAAAGUUAAACUUAUUGACUUAUUGUAUAUUUAAGUGAUGGUUUACGUUUUGACUUUACAAUGCGGGUAAUUUUAUCAACAAUCAAAAGUAAACACGAUGAGCCUUAUCUUUGUCAUAUCGCAGAAGCGCAUGCAACUUGUAAAAUGCCUAUUUUCAUUUUAUGAUUCAAAUCAAUGUCAGCGUGGUUGGGUACUUAUGGUCUUAGUGAUUAAAUUAUUUACUGAUUUAUUUAGUGAUUUUACUUAUUUUACUAAGAUAGUUUUAGAGAUAGAUUCAUUGUUAUGCUCACGUUGUCUGUGAUAUGUUUAUUAAUUUAAGUAUUUUAUACCAAAAUAAACAAUUGAUUUAAA
This is a messenger RNA of Macrosteles quadrilineatus (aster leafhopper), 3238 nucleotides long. Its product is annotated as prenylcysteine oxidase 1-like. Gene Ontology annotation, biological process: prenylcysteine catabolic process; prenylated protein catabolic process. The record is from RefSeq and is a predicted model, not a curated record. NCBI's taxonomy places the organism in Eukaryota, Metazoa, Arthropoda, Insecta, Hemiptera, Cicadellidae. The transcript is spliced from 6 exons. Gene Ontology annotation, molecular function: prenylcysteine oxidase activity. Bases 192 to 1619 code for a protein of 475 amino acids.